This is a messenger RNA of Oncorhynchus gorbuscha (pink salmon), 2570 nucleotides long. It is a transcript of the gene pcmtd2a, whose product is annotated as protein-L-isoaspartate (D-aspartate) O-methyltransferase domain containing 2a. The transcript has 6 exons. Gene Ontology annotation, cellular component: cytoplasm. Gene Ontology annotation, molecular function: protein-L-isoaspartate (D-aspartate) O-methyltransferase activity. The record is from RefSeq and is a predicted model, not a curated record. Bases 289 to 1434 code for a protein of 381 amino acids. Gene Ontology annotation, biological process: protein modification process. Lineage: Eukaryota; Metazoa; Chordata; Actinopteri; Salmoniformes; Salmonidae.
GGUGUUACUGCGUGUGACGUUAUUGUCAGCUGGUCAAUGUUUACAUCCAUAAUAGUGGUGAAAUCUAUUGAAUGUGUAUGGGGGGAAACGAGAAGGUAACAACAUAUACGAUUUCAACAUAAUUUUGAGAAGUACAGUUGACACUAUAAAGCAGCGUCGAUUAAACGUCACUUCCAUAAGGUAAAGACAGCUGCUUCGUAUUUCUGUUAGCUCCAACCAGACCAUAAUUUUUCUUCUCUGCAUAGCAGCUCUUCAUAGACGACAUCAACAGAGACAAAGACUGUGAAGAUGGGAGGAGCAGUGAGUGCUGGGGAGGACAAUGACGAGUUGAUUGACAACCUGAAGCAGGCCCAGUACAUCCGUUCGGACCUAGUGGAGCAGGCCUUCAGGGCAAUCGACCGGGCCGACUACUAUCUGGAAGAGUUCCGGGACAGCGCCUACAAGGACCUGGCCUGGAGGCACGGCAACAUCCACCUCUCAGCCCCCUGCAUCUACUCAGAGGUGAUGGAGGCCCUGGACCUCCAGCCUGGCCUUUCCUUCCUCAACCUGGGCAGUGGCACAGGCUACCUCAGCACCAUGGUGGGACUCAUACUGGGUCCAUUUGGAGUGAACCAUGGUGUGGAGCUGCACCAAGAUGUCAUUGAGUAUGCAUACCAGAAACUGGAGUUCUUCAUCAAGACCAGCGACAGCUUCGACAGGUUUGAGUUCUGCGAGCCCUGUUUCGUGAUAGGGAACUGUCUGGAGAUAGCCCCAGAGAGUGGUCAGUAUGACCGGGUGUAUUGUGGAGCUGGGGUGCAGCGGGAGCAGGAAGACUACAUGAAGAACCUGCUCAAAGUAGGAGGAAUCCUAGUGCUGCCAUUGGAGGAGAAGUUGACCAAGAUUACUCGAACAGGCUACAACAGCUGGGAGACCAAAAAGAUCAUUGCUGUGUCAUUUGCCCCACUGGUGUUGCCCAAACACAGAGACAACAGUAAAUCUAAAGCAGUGCCUUUACCGACCAUGUUUGAGGUGCGGACUCUGCAGGACUUGGCUCGCAUUUCUAUCCGCCUGACGUUGAAGAAGACAGUGGCGGGGCCAGGGCCGUUGCCCAGGAGGCUGGCCCACAGCAGGGAGCGGUUCCGACGGAGGCGGGCCCAACACCGUGGCUCCACCCUACUCUCCAACCGCUACGUAUUCAUGAGCCGCCUCAUCCCCGGGCCGAUGGACAACAACAACAACCGCUCUGGAACCGACACCGAAGAAGAGCAGGAGGACGAGGAAGUGGAAGAGGGGAACUGCAGGGUUCUAGGAGAUCCUGAGGAAGAGGAGGAGGAGAGGAGGGAGGGCGGUGCCCUUCUACAUGAGGCUCCAGUGAACCUGCUAAGAGAGAGGAUCUUGGGUCUGCCGCUCCCUGAGCCUCUGAAGAUGUACCUGCUUCACUACAGAGAGAAGUAGGGAGGGACAGAAGACGUGAAGCUGUGCGCCCAUUCUUUAACUUGUUCCCAUCCCUAUGCCCUUGUUGACUCCCCUUUCUGGAUUCAGAAGUAAUGGAUGUGUAAGAAAUAGGCUGAUAACUCCAGUGGAAUGGCUAAAAUGAGUUCCUACUAUUUUUUUAUACAGCCUAUCUAAUAAGUUGCAAUAUGGUAAUGACACCAUCUCCCCCUCCCCUGACAGCCCAGGUAAGCCUAUCCAGAGGUGCCUAGGAGGUAACAGUUGAGUUGGAAAAACAAGGAUGGCGAGUUAGGGAUUGGAAGCUUACUUAGUCAGCCCCAGAGACGUCACCACCACCAGCCUCAUAAGGACUAUCCCAACAACUCCUCUGAACACUCAAUUCUCAUAAUCUCACUCAAUUCCCUACCUGUGAACUCCAUCUACCCAUCUUUUGGGAUAUCUUCAGUCUUGUGCCUAACCGGGGCACCCAAUCUCCAAGUCCUCCUUUAUUCCCUUUGAAUUUUGUAAAUGUGAUUGUUUGGAAAAUUAUACUUUUGACUGACCGAACAAUUCAGUGGAGCUUUUGAGAUGGACUUACAAGUACUAAAAGCCCCAAAUGUUGUGAAAAUAUUUUCUCAUUCUGUGUUCAUAUCUUACUGCAUUGAAUGUACUUGGUGAAAGCAGGGGAUUUGUUGAAGAGGCCAUUUCUGUUCAGGCAAAUGUCGAGGGCUCCAGGCAUUAAAGUAUAGUAACACAUUUUUGCAUACAGUAUGUAUAGAAAUGAAAGGACCACAUUGUCAAACAAUAUUACCCAAAUUCACAUCUUUUCAAAUAAUGGGAGACUGUAGAACACCCUUGGAUUAGGGGUAAAAAGUGAAUGAGUGUGGGAUAGCAAUUUACCAUUGGGUUCUUAAUGCAGAACUGUAGUCAAAGUAGUGAAGAAUGUAUGUAUCCACCUGUGAAGGAAUUUAAGUACUAAUUGGUCUACAUUGGAACUUCAGUGUAAUGCUCUUUGAUGGUGUUUAUCGGUUGUUUAUAAAAUGUUUUGUCUGUUCUCAGUGCCAAACUUCUCCAGCACUGGCCGGCUCCAAAUGUUUGUGGUUCCAUUCUACAAUGUGUCAAGUUGUUCAGCGGAAGUAAAAAUUGGUAUUUAGAAUAAA